AUGCUCCGCAUUUUGAACCUGGGCGAGAAGGCUUGUGUUUUCCUGCAAGAGCUGGGUCAAGGCAUUCUUCGUUCCAUGAAAUCAGCAGAAGGAGUUGAGUUUCAGAGGCGCUGCGUAUCUCAGACCAUUGAAGAUGUGUAUGAAGUGGGUGGGAUUUGGCUAAGAAUCAAGUCCUUGAUGAAGUGCAUGCUUUGCAUCAUUGGUGUGGAGACAGCGGAUGAAGAGGGGGACCCAGCCUACGCCUACGUGGUUGCUCUCACAGAGACCUCUAGCAAAGGCCAUUUGCUUGAACGCACUUGGAAAUCAAUUCUGAUGAAAGAUGGCAGCUGGUGGAAAGAUCAAGUGAAUGAAGUGCUUUCAACGGCUUCACAAACUUUGAUGGCCAAGAAAGAUGUGGAGCUCAUGAAGGCUUUGUUGGAGAAGAAGCUGGAUUCGCUUGAGCUGCUGGAGGAUUCACUGAAUGCAUACAAGGCUUUGGACGGCAAGAUUCGAAAGUUUCAGCUGCAAGGCUAUGCCAAGGCCUUGUGUGACAAGUUCAUUGGAGCUGCCAGGGAGAUUGUUGAUGGCAAGUCCAGCAUUGCUCUGUCGACAAAGGUGAUUGACUUACUGACUGAUGGUCUUUCUCUCUUUCAGCAGUUCGAGGGGGCAAUGAGCACGUCAGAGACUUUGCUUACAUGGGUCAACAAGAAAGCCAAAGACAUCGUGAAAUGUGAUUUGGCCUACAUUCUGGAGCGCAUCUCUUCUGACAAGGUUCAGCCUGAUCAGAUUGACUUCAGUGACGUCAAACGGUUGUUGGACAAGGCAGCCAAGUUCCCAGCAGAGUUGGAUCCCAAAUACCAGGCCAUGUCACAGAGUGCUCUGCUGAAAAUGAUCAAGGGCAUCUCACACAAGGCUUUGUUCAACCUUGACACACAACUCCUGAAGAUGGCGAUGGGGACAACCAAAGAUCUUGCAAAGCAUCUCGGAACAUGCUUUGCCCAAAGCGAUUCAGUAUGGUCCAUGGUUGUCAAGCUUGUUGACUGUCAUUUGGCGAUCCAGUCCUACAGCGUCUUCGUGCUGUCUGGCCUGCAAAGGCUGGAGAAAAAUGAACACAAUCCUCCUCCUGGAUACAAUGCUCUCAGCGACAUGGCAACACUUCAAGCCAUUGGUGGUGGCUUGGGGCGCUUUCAGAAGGCUUGCUUGGAGCUUGACAAAGCUUUGGAGGAGUCCACCAUUAGUGCGGACGAUGAGUCUCCUCUAGGCCAGCUGGUGCAGCUGGACACUGCUGCUGCCUUCAACGAUGAGAAGCAUUUGAAACGGCCAGUGUGGGACGACUUUGUGACCAAGGCAGCCCACAAGUUGCUGGAGACGGUGCAAUUGUCGAUCUUUGCCAAGGACAACAUCUCCAUGGACUUGGGAGUGGCAAACCAGCUGCUGACAUCUGUGGGCGACCAUGUCAAUAGCGAAACAGCCACUGAGAUGGUUGAGAAAUUGCGGCAGUGCGUGGAAUCAAAGGGCUUGCAGGAUGCCAAAGAUGGCAAGGUCAUAGUGCUAGAGUGCUCUUUGCUGAAAGCACUCCAGCAGUUCAAAGAGCAAGGCCCAGCUUCGGCUUCUGCACGCAAGAAAGCAACGGAUAAGGCUGCAAAGGUCAUCAAAUCGGUCGAGGUGUUCUUGGCUUCCUCUACACCUUUGCACAUCACGCCGGAAGACGUCUUUGGUCCUCUGCUUAAGCUGGCCAAGGAGAAAUGCCCUUGA
This is a messenger RNA of Durusdinium trenchii, 1734 nucleotides long. The record is from the annotation of a GenBank genome assembly. NCBI's taxonomy places the organism in Eukaryota, Dinophyceae, Suessiales, Symbiodiniaceae.